This is a messenger RNA of Haliotis rubra (blacklip abalone), 1162 nucleotides long. RefSeq names its product ganglioside GM2 activator-like. NCBI's taxonomy places the organism in Eukaryota, Metazoa, Mollusca, Gastropoda, Lepetellida, Haliotidae. Gene Ontology annotation, biological process: ganglioside catabolic process; lipid transport. Bases 106 to 759 code for a protein of 217 amino acids. Gene Ontology annotation, molecular function: enzyme activator activity; lipid carrier activity. Gene Ontology annotation, cellular component: cytoplasmic side of plasma membrane. The record is from RefSeq and is a predicted model, not a curated record. The transcript is spliced from 4 exons.
UGGCUGGGUACAUACCGCGUGUCACGCGGUCACGCUGAAGUCACGCUGAAGACCCAGAAGCGUGGUUUGCAGAGGGACACACCAGAGGUUUUUAAUGCAUACAACAUGAAGGCUGUUAACAUCUUUACUCUGUUGUGUCUUACUUGGGGAGCUGGUGGUUCUGGCGUAUUUAAGUUCAAGUCCUACGAUGAAAAUGCAAAAGAUGUCAACGACAUCCUGGAUAUUUUGAUGCGGCGUCGGACACCAGAGAGGUACCAACCAGACUCAUAUUUCCACAAAUAUGGCAUCAGUCUGAGUUCAAAGCUAACCUCUUUCUCCUACAAAGACUGUGGAGAUCCUUCAACAGAAACAGCAAGACUACUGGACCUAGAGAUAUCUCCCGACCCCAUCGAACUUCCGGGGGAAAUACAAGUUGCUUUCAAGGUUGUGAACCUGCAAAGAGCCGAGUCACCCAUAAAGACUGACGUAACCCUGUGGAAGAAGGUCCUGGGCAUGUGGAUAGAAGCACCAUGCAUGCACAACAUGGGUUCAUGUAGCUACAGAGACUUCUGUGGGUUGCUGGAACGAAUCCCGUGUCCACAAGCUUUCAGAAGAAACAAAAUACCCUGCAAGUGUCCCUUCCCAGCUGGAAACUACACACUUCCAACCACUAAGUUUGAAGUCAACCUGUCAACGGUUCCAAGUGGAGACUAUUGCAUAAGGAUCAAGAUGGGCUCCUCAACUCAAACUUGCUACGAGAUAUACCUUUCAGUUGACUGAUCCAGGGCCUCAUUUCACAAAGCACUAAGGUGAUCGUAAGUCACUAAGGUGACCUUAGUGCAAUGUUACAGAAUGGGAGUUAAGGUUAACCUUAGUAAAGCUUCCUUCGUGAAAGGAGCCCCAUUACGAUAGAUCGAUCACCCAACAAUUAAUUCAAGCUUUGAUAUCUGAUUCCUCGUAAUAUGUGUUAAAGAAGGCGUGCACGUAGUGACCGUAAGAUAUAACAAUUGUUGCAGCGUCGUAUGUAUUUUCUCUCGUUAGUUUCAAUCUAUAUUGUCAGUGUGACCGAGCCUCUGUCAUGUUAUAAGUCUUGUACUACUGAUGCAAACACCUACGUCCAUUGUAUCACAUUGAAAUUCUUGCAUUAUUUGAAUGUCACUCAAUAAAACACGCAGAGUACAAA